AUGGGCACUUUCCGAUGGAUCCUAACAUGCUCGGCCUUAUACUCGGCAACUCUUCUCUACGGUCUCGACACCACAAUCGUGGCAGAUGUGCAGGUUCCCAUCGUGGAAAAAUUCGGACAAAUUGAAAAAAUGACGUGGAUUGGAGCUGCAUUCCCUCUUGGGUCGGUCGCCAUCAUUCUGCCUCUUGGAGUCAUGUACGAAUCGUUUGAUUCUAAAUGGUUGUACAUUAUGAGCUUCGCUCUUUUCGAGACAGGGAGCGCUCUCUGUGGCGCCUCCCCAAACAUGAAUGCACUCAUCAUUGGCAGAGUUAUCGCUGGUAUUGGUGGUUCGGGUCUGUACCUAGGGAACCUAAACAUCUUUGCAAGCCUCACUGCCAUUCAAGAACGCCCUAUGUAUGUUGCUGGUGCAGGCCUUUGCUGGGGUGUAGGCGCUAUUCUGGGACCAGUCAUAGGCGGAGCUUUUGCAAAGAGCUCUGCUACCUGGAGAUGGGUAAGAACUACUACUGAUAUUUCAUUCUAUAUCAACCUAGUCGUUGCAGCAUUCAGCGGUCCUACUUAUCUGUUCUCUCUACCCUCAAUUCCAGCGAGACCAGGCGUCUCCACUCUGAAGAAGAUUUCCGAAGUCGACAUUCUCGGCACUACACUUUUCGCGGGCAUAUUUGCGAUGUUCAUCAUUCCCUUGACCCUCGCUGAAGGUUCCUGGGCAUGGGGCGCCGCUAGUACCAUCAUAUGUCUCGCCCUCUGCGGUGUCCUCACGGCAACCUUCAUUGUACAGCAAGCAUUUUCCAUCCUUACGACUCCGGAGCGACGCAUUUUCCCUGUUGGUCUGCUCUACAGCAGAACAAUGAUCUUAUUGUUUAUUUCUACGUCUGCAACUUCGACAAAUCUCUUCAUCCCGGUUUACUAUAUACCGAUCUACUUCCAGUUCACUCGCGGGGACGAGCCCAUCCAGGCUGCUGUUCGGCUUCUCCCAUUCGUCCUCGUUGGUGUGUUUACUACGAUGCUAAGCGGGGGCAUAAUGCCUAAAUCUGGCUUUUACAUGCCAUGGUACGUCCUUAGCGGCGUUAUGGGCACUACGGGUGGGGCUCUCAUGUACACGGUGAAGAGUAGCACAUCUGUUGCGACUGCAUACGGUUACAGUAUACUAAUUGCUAUUGGCGCCGGCGGUUGCUUACAGCUCGGAUAUUCCAUCGCACAGGCUAUCAACCCCGUUUCUAAGCACCCAUCAGCUAUUCGAUUCAUCAAUAUGGCACAACUAGGGGGUACGACUAUUGCUUUAACUAUUGCGGGACGAUUAUUCCAGACAUACGCUUUCAAGAAUGUUAAAAAUGCGGUUGCUGGUCUUGGCUUCACGGAUGCACAAGUUUCAGCCGCGGUUUCUGGAGCCCAAGGGACGCUGUUCGAUUCGUUGACUCCGCAAGUCAGGGCGGCUGUUCUGGAAGGUAUCGUCAAAGCCAUUUCGAAGGCUUAUGUUCUUGUUAUUGCGGGAGGGUCCACAACUCUCAUUUGCUCCUUCUUCAUGAAGAGAGAGAAGCUAUUUCAGAACAAGGUUUCCCCCGUUGAAGAAAUCCUAGAACAGAAAGAAUAG
Mytilinidion resinicola is the source of this 1587-nucleotide messenger RNA. RefSeq lists its product as uncharacterized. Gene Ontology annotation, biological process: transmembrane transport. The transcript has 3 exons. The coding region runs from base 1 to 1587 and encodes 528 amino acids. Gene Ontology annotation, molecular function: transmembrane transporter activity. NCBI's taxonomy places the organism in Eukaryota, Fungi, Ascomycota, Dothideomycetes, Mytilinidiales, Mytilinidiaceae. The record is from RefSeq and is a predicted model, not a curated record.